Molecule: messenger RNA, 1419 nt
Organism: Ophidiomyces ophidiicola
Lineage: Eukaryota; Fungi; Ascomycota; Eurotiomycetes; Onygenales; Onygenaceae
Exons: 3
Coding region: 1-1419 (472 amino acids)
Molecular function (GO): oxidoreductase activity, acting on the CH-CH group of donors; flavin adenine dinucleotide binding
Source: RefSeq, a predicted model, not a curated record
AUGAACUUUGACCUUCCACGGGACCUCCAGGAGUAUCUCGCCUCUCUGGACCAAUUCAUUCAGAAUGCCAUUCUCCCCCUCCAGCAUACGAAUGAUAAUAACCGCUUCUUUGACCACCGGCGAGAGUACUCGCGAACCGACUGGGAAAAUGGCGGCGUGCCUCGGAAAGAAUGGGAUGCCCUACUUGAACAAGCUCGAGCUCUCGCCGAUAGUGCAGGCUACUACCGUUUUGCUCUCCCCAAAAGGUACGGAGGCCACGCUAAUGCAAGCACAAAUCUGUGGAUGUGUGCCAUUCGCCUGCAUCUGGCCUCCCAUCCCGUCUACGGUGGCGGUCUCUCACUAGCUAACGACUUGCAAAACGAGCAUAGCGUGGUUGGAAAUUUCCCCGACGUGCUCAUGCUUCAUCACUUUGGAAACGAUAAACAGCGCAGGGAUCUAAUUCCUGCAAGACUACAGGGCCGCUUUCGCACAACAUUUGGUUUGUCGGAACCUAAGCACGGAAGCGACGCUACAUUUCUGGAGACGAAAGCCCGACCAGCUUGGAGAGUAUAUCCACCCGGCUCUGGAAAAAUUGUGAGCGGUUUUAUCCUGGAUGGGGUAAAAAAAUGGCAGAGCGGUGCAUAUCAUUGUACCCAUAUGAUUAUCUUUGCACGAACUUCAGGCAUGCCAGGCUCGGCAUAUGGUAUCACUGCAUUCCUAGUUCGGAAAGAGACCCCAGGGGUAAAGAUCAUCGGCUAUGAAUGGACUUUUAAUAUGCCCACGGAUCAUGCCACCAUCGAACUUGACUCAGUAUUUGUUCCGUUUUCAUCUAUCCUUGGAACAAUGGAUGCUGGCCUUGACGUUGCACAGACAUUUGUCCAUGAGAAUCGAAUUCGCCAAGCAGCAUCAUCCUGCGGCGCAGCCAAGUUUUGCCUCGACCGUUCGAUUGAAUAUGCCCGAUCUAGAAACGUGUUUGGGAAAGCAUUGGCAGAUAACCAGGCAAUUCAGUUCCAAGUGGUCGAACUGACGACACAAGUUGAGAUGCUAAGGCUUCUCAUUCUCCGAACAGGCUGGGAAAUGGACAAGGUAGUUGCGGAAUGUGGCGCGCAUUCCGAGAAUCCCGCCACCACCAAAACUCCCUGGGUUGAGAUUGAGAAGCGCCUGAGUGAUAAAAUUGCGAUGUGCAAUUAUUGGGCAAAUCGGCUUUGCUGUCAAGCUGCUGACCGAGCCAUGCAGAUUCAUGGUGGUAAUGGGUAUUCUCGUCACCAGCCCUUUGAGCAUAUCUACCGACACUUUCGCCGAUACCGUAUCACUGAAGGUUCUGAGGAGAUCCAAAUGCGAAAGAUCGCAGCCUACAUUUUUAGGUUCUCUGGCCCACAGAGCGCUUCUGCUAAAGAACCAGGUGAUCAACUGAGCCAGAAUAAACCUUCAAAGCUGUAG